UCACGAUAACUGCCGAUAUAAAUUUUUUCAAACAAAAACACACUUUGUCAUAUGCAGCAUCGAAUAGUGAUUGAUUCUGGUUUUACUUGAAAAUAAUGGAGAAAUUAUUGGAGAAUUUUAGUGUCGAUUAAAACUAUAGACUUAAUUAUAACAUCACGCUACGAAUAAUGGGAGCAGAGCAUGAGAAAUAUUGCACAAAUGUUGAAAAUGUAUUCUUAUAAUCACGCACAAAACAUUGAAAUCUACACAAUGUUUCUCCUGGUUUAAUGCAGUUCUGUUCAAUCGUGCUCAGUUGGUUCGCAAAGAAAACAACGCAGAGAUAAAAUUAUGUAAAUGUUUGUGACAAUCAACUUGAUGAGGUAAACUCCCCUUUAGACUUUAUGAGAAAUUAGAACGCGUUACAUGGAGACAAAUAUAUCGACAUAACAACGUCAAUUCAAGUGAAUUUUGAUUUGAGAAUAAACUAUGGUUAGAAUAACUGAAGAUUUGGUAAGAAAAAAAGCGGAACAUAACGAAUGUAUAAUUGGAACUUUAGAAGAAUUGUCUUUGCAUCAAGAAGAUGUGGAAAAAAUAGAGCACCUUAACAACUGGUGUAAAGAUUUACAAAUUUUAUAUCUGCAAGCUAAUCUAAUACCUAAAAUAGAAAAUUUGAACAAGUUGAAAAAGUUGCAGUAUUUGAAUUUAGCUAUUAAUAACAUCGAAAAAAUCGAGAAUUUGGAAAGAUGCGAGUCUUUAGAAAAAUUGGAUUUAACAUUAAAUUUCAUAGGAGAUCUAGAAAGUGUAUGUACUUUGAAACCCAAUUUACAUUUAAAAGAAUUAUAUCUAACGGGAAAUCCGUGUUGUGAUUAUGAUGGUUACAGAAAUUACGUAGUGGCAAAGUUGCCGCAGUUACAAAAACUUGAUUCGACAGAAAUUACUACAAGUGAAAGAAUUAAAGCUCAACAAAUUAUCGACAAAACUGAAAAACGCAUAAAGGAAGCCCAAAACAAGUAUUUUAAAUGGAGACAAGAGCAGAAAGAAAGAAUGUCCAAAAUAGAUUAUUCAGGUAUUUCUAAUGACGAUUUUUGGAAGAUGUCUAGUGAGAACUGUCCCGAAACAAGAGUAGAAAUAUCACAAAGGCAACGUAAUAAAGACAGACCUCCAACAGAUAUCAGUGAAAAUAUUCCAAAAUCAUCUGUGAGACUUUUUACAAAAGAUGGAAGACCUUUGAAUGUAAACCAAGCCAAACUGGAUUUCACUUUUAAAGAUGAUAACCCCAAACAAUUCGUUUUAGAUAUUGCGGUUUAUAAAUUUUUAGAUAGCAAUUUGAUAGAUGUAGAUCUACAACCAAUUUACGUUAAAAUUACGAUCAAAGAUAAAGUGUUUCAAAUUGUUUUCCCUGAAGAAGUACUGGUUGAGAGGAGCGUAGCUCAGAGAUCUCAAACUACCGGACAUUUGGUUUUAAAUUUAUUAAAAGCAAACUAUAAGGAACCCGAAUGUGCGAAUAAGGAAGAAACAAUUGAAAAAACUAGCACCAAGUAUCUGGAAGUUGAAGGGAUCAAAGAUGACAUGGAUUUUAGUAAAAUCGUUGAAAGAAGUAAUCGAGUUAAAGAUUUGUAUAGCAACCCUGAAAUUCCACCUUUGGAGUAUGCGUAAUUUUUCUGUUAUCAAUAUAAAAAUGAAACAGUAAGUCGUUAAGAAAUAUUCGAAAUAUCUAAAUAAAAUUUGUGGAAAA
Diorhabda carinulata is the source of this 1714-nucleotide messenger RNA. RefSeq names its product dynein axonemal assembly factor 11-like. The record is from RefSeq and is a predicted model, not a curated record. The coding region runs from base 466 to 1635 and encodes 389 amino acids. Lineage: Eukaryota; Metazoa; Arthropoda; Insecta; Coleoptera; Chrysomelidae. Gene Ontology annotation, cellular component: cytoplasm. The transcript is spliced from 3 exons. Gene Ontology annotation, biological process: outer dynein arm assembly. Gene Ontology annotation, molecular function: protein binding.